AUGGCCGACGUCAUCGACCUCCUUGAGGAGGCCGUGACGGAGCUAAAGGAAGGGAAAAUGCCCUCCUCAGACCUUCUCCAGGGUCUCCUAACCAAGGGCCUGAGCUAUGGCCUGGUGCUGGGGGGCGCCAUCGUCAAGCUGCCGCAGCUCAUCGCGGUGGUCUCCGCGGGCAGCGCGGACGGCAUCGCGCCCAUGGCCGUAGAGCUCGAGACCGUCGCCACGACGGUCCAGUCCGUCUACGCCGUCGGCCUCGGGCUCCCGUUUUCCGCAUACGGCGAGUCUGCGCUGCUCACCGCGCAAAACGUCCUGCUGGCGCUUCUGGUGUACCACUUCUCGAAGCUCCGGGGUCGCCUGCUGCUCGCGGCGGCGAUCUUCGCGGCCUUCCUGGCCGCGUGGGCGCUCGGACAUGUGCCCGCGGCGGCGGUGCAACUGAUGUAUGAACUGAACAACCUCACAGUGAUAUUCUCGCGCGUGCCGCAGAUAUACCAGAACUACAAGGCGGGGAGCACGGGGCAGCUGUCGGGGAUAACGACGGGGUUGAUGACGGCCGGGGGGCUGGCGCGGAUCUUCACGACGAUCAAGGAGGGCGGGGGCGCCGCCAUGGUGCGCGCGUACGCGAUCGGGGCGACGCUCAACUUGAUUCUGCUCACGCAGAUCGUCGUCCUCGGCGCGGGCAAGAAGCGGGCGCCCAGGGGGAAGCAGGCAAAACGCGGGCGGCCGAAGCAGCUCUAG
Messenger RNA from Pedinophyceae sp. YPF-701, 732 nucleotides. NCBI's taxonomy places the organism in Eukaryota, Viridiplantae, Chlorophyta, Pedinophyceae. The record is from the annotation of a GenBank genome assembly.